Candidula unifasciata is the source of this 1554-nucleotide messenger RNA. Lineage: Eukaryota; Metazoa; Mollusca; Gastropoda; Stylommatophora; Geomitridae. The record is from the annotation of a GenBank genome assembly.
GUGAAUGAGUGUUUACCCAACAAUCUGCCCUGGAGUAUACCCGAGCAUGAGUUUUCUUAUCGCAAAGAUUUGCGAAGCUUCUGCAUUUUUACAAUAGACCCGGCCACUGCCAGAGAUCUGGACGAUGCUGUAUCCAUUGAGGACCUCGGAAAUGGCAGAUAUCAAGUUGGUGUGCACAUUGCAGAUGUCAGCUACUUUGUCAAGGAGGAUACAGAGCUGGACUCUGUGGCCUCCAGGCGGGCAACAAGUGUCUACCUGGUGCAGAAGGUUAUCCCUAUGCUGCCACGUCUGCUGUGUGAAGAGCUGUGCAGUCUCAACCCUGACCAUGACAGACUGACCUUCUCAGUUAUGUGGACUAUUGAUGAACAAGGCAUGAUCUAUGAUGAAUGGUAUGGCAGGUCGGUGAUCAGGUCUUGUGUCAAGCUGAGCUACGAUCAUGCCCAGGGGUUCAUUGAACAGCCAGAUAAGGUUUGGACCCGAACAGAGCUCCCCUCCAUUACCAACUCAUUUGAUGUUGAAGAUGUCAAGUCCAGAGUUCUGUUACUAAACAAGAUUGCUGUCAACCUGAGAAAGCAGCGGUUUGACAAUGGUGCUCUGAGACUAGACCAGGUGAAGCUGCAGUACACGCUGGACGGUGAGACUGGACUGCCCAAUGGAUACUUUGUCUACCAGCAGAAAGAUAGCAAUAGACUCAUCGAAGAGUUUAUGUUAUUGGCCAACAUGGCUGUGGCUCACAAGAUAAAGAACAGCUUCCCUGACAAGGCAAUACUGCGUCGCCAUCCUCCACCCCAGCACAAACCCUUGGAAGCUGUGGAAGAACUUUGUGGUAAUUUGGGACUGGAGAUCAAUGGAGCAUCUGCUGGUGAACUGCAGAAAUCCCUGUGGAAAUAUUACGGGGAGGAUGACUUCAACUUGGCAAGAAUACAAGUCCUGGUUGUACUGAUCUCAAAACCUAUGCAGGUUAGAUUUCAAAUGCCAAAAUACUUUUGCUCCGGCACAUUCCCAGAUGAAACCUUGUACCACCAUUAUGCCUUGAAUGUGCCUCUCUACACCCACUUCACCUCUCCCAUCAGACGCUACCCGGAUAUUAUGGUGCACAGGUUGCUUGCUGCCUCACUGGGAUACUCUGACCCCACAGACAAAGUCACUGAGCUGCUACAGAAGCAAGCAGAUUACUGCAAUGAUAAAAAACAGAGCGCCAAGAUGGCAUCCGAUCGGAGCAGUGAUAUGUAUUUUGCUAUCUUCGUCAAGGAGGCUGGUCCUCUAGAAGAAUUAGGCAUGGUGAUGGCAGUACUCAACAAGUCCUUUGAUGUGCUUAUCCUGAAACUUGGGGUUGUCAAGCGAGUUUACCUGGAGCAACUGCCCCUGAAGUCAUAUACCUUCCGGAAGAACAUGAAGUGCCCUGAGCUGGUGAUAGAGUGGAAAGCUGAUGACCAGUGUAAACGCUCAACAAAGCAUCUGAUCACACUCUUCACCCAAGUGGAGUGCUGUGUCUUUGCAGAGAAGGAGCCACUCAAGUGGUCGGUAAGUCCACCACACCUGAGAAUUAUAUAG